UCUCCGUGUCCAGUACAGUAGGUGGAGUCACGCGGGCGGGAUCACAUGACCGCAGCCCCUGUACAGUAGGAGCCCAAUAUGGCAGCGGCGGCCGCAGGGGGAGCUGGAGCCUGCAGCGCUCGGAGCUAGGGCCACCCACCGCUCUCCCCCUCGGGACCGGAGCAGCUGCGGCCCCAGCGCCCUGGGCGGAAGGAUCGGCCGGGAGCCUCCGAGCCAGCUGCCCCCAUCGCGUGCGACAUGAGGGAGAAGGGCCGCAGGAAGAAGGGCAGGACCUGGGCAGAGGCCGCCAGAACGGUCCUGGAGAAAUACCCCAAUACUCCUAUGAGCCAUAAAGAGAUUCUUCAAGUUAUCCAGAAAGAAGGAUUGAAAGAAAUCAGUGGGACUUCUCCUCUUGCAUGUCUGAAUGCUAUGCUGCAUACAAACUCCCGAGGGGAAGAGGGCAUUUUCUAUAAGGUCCCAGGGAGAAUGGGAGUUUACACACUGAAGAAGGAUGUUCCAGACGGAUUAAAAGAGCUGUCUGAUGGCUCAGAAGAGAGCAGUGACGCACAGUCAGACUCUCAAAGCUCACAGAACAGCAGCAGCAGCAGCAGUAGCAGUGAUGGUGGCAGUAACAAAGAAAGGAAGAAAAGCAGAUGGAAAAGGAAAGUGCCAUCUAGACUGUCACAGACAUGCUCCCCACCAUCAGGCUGCCCGUCUCCUUCCAUCCCAGCGGGUAAAGUCAUCUCGCCAUCCCAGAAGCACAGCAAGAAGGCACUCAAACAGGCCCUGAAGCAGCAGCAACAGAAGCAGCAGCAAUGCAGAGCAGGCAUGCCUGUGUCUUCUAACCAGCAUCUUCUACUGAAGACUGUGAAGGCAGCCAGUGACUCCACACCUGCUAAACCUGUUUCCUGUACAGCUUGGGAAGGAAGGCAGUCAGAUGGACAAUCAAGCAGCCCUCAGAACUCCACCUCCAGCUCCUCUCCCUCUGUUAAGGCUGAUAACUCCCUGCCAGGCUUGGGGAAGAAACCAUUCCAGAGAUCUGACAGACUCCAUGCAAGGCAGCUGAAGAGGACAAAAUGUGCUGAAAUUGAUGUGGAAACACCUGACUCCAUCUUAGUGAACACAAAUCUGCGGGCGCUGAUCAACAAGCACACGUUCUCUGUCUUACCCACAGACUGUCAGCAACGGCUGCUGCUGCUGCUCCCCGAGGUGGACAGGCAGGUUGGGGCAGACGGUUUGAUGAAGAUGAGUGGCUCAGCACUCAACAAUGAGUUCUUCACUUCAGCUGCCCAAGGCUGGAAGGAGAGGUUGUCAGAAGGUGAGUUCACCCCAGAAAUGCAACUGAGAAUACGGCAGGAGAUUGAAAAGGAGAAGAAGGUGGAGCUAUGGAAGGAACGAUUCUUUGAGAGUUACUAUGGUCAAAGUUCUGGAAUGAGUCCUGAAGAAUCCAAGAGACUGACAACAUACACCAGCACUCCUGACACACAGGCCAGGAAUCCACCAGCUGAACAGAUGAAAUGCAUGCUAGUCUCCAAGGCACCACCCAGUAAAGAAGAGAGAACUCCUCUGUCAGAGUCUAAAGCACAAGCAGUGCAGGUACCACCACCAGCAGUGAAAAAAGGAGGAGAGGAAAGAAGAGAAGAUGUGCAUCCCCAAUCAGGCAAACCUGCAGCAUCAGUAAAUUCCUCAGAUAACAAUGCACUGAAACUUAAUGAUCAAACUCUCUCUAGGCCUCUGAAGGGUACUGAGGAAUCCAUGCAAGAGAAGCCACAAGCUGCCUCUGGUCAGAAGGCAGACGAAGACAGACAGCACACUCCAUCCAAGGAUCUGUCAGUAAAGGAGAACACAAGCACCUCAGCCUUGGCCCCAAACAAACCAAAGAGCCCCAAAGCAGGCGAAGCAGUGGCGAGCAUGGCGAGUCAAGUGACUCCACAGGAGACACCUAAAAAGGAACCCCCUGCAACUGAACAAAUGGAUGUCAGUGCUGAGGGCCUCAAGAGGAAGUCAGAGAGUCAGGAGGAAGCACCAAUCAGUCCUGAAAAAAAGCCACGAGUCAUGGACAACUGCCAGUACCAGCAGUCAUUUCGGACCCAACCGCAGUCCUUUCCUGCGGCUGGGGAGGGGGCACAGGGGCGAAAGGUUCCCCCACUCAAGAUUCCUGUCUCCAGAAUCUCCCCAAUGCCAUUUCUUGCUAGCCAGGUCUCUCCCAGGGCUUACUUUCCAACCUCUGUCACCAGUCCUGGAAGAACAGGGGCCAGGACUUUGGCAGACAUCAAAGCAAAAGCCCAGCUGGCCAAGGCCCAGAGGGCAGCUGCUGCAGCAGCAGCCGCCGCCGCUGCUGCCUCCAAUGGGGGAGCCAUCCCAGGGCCUGGUCCAGGAGGUGGUGGUGGCCCAGGAGGGGGAGGAAGAGAGGAGAAGAGUAGUACAGCAACAAAUGGAACCAAUGAAACUGGAAUUAAAGGCAGUGCACUGGAACUGGCAGGAACUGGAAGCGGGGGAAGUACGAGAAGGCCUUUUCCCCAUUGUCCAGGGACCCAUUCCCAAGCGGAGACCCAGGCCACAAAGCAGACAGCACCUCUCAGUGUCUCUAGAGCACAACUACAGCAAACGCCCACAGUACAAUCCAGAACUGCAACCAGCAACAAAGGCAAAGAUUCAUCAUCACCAGCUCCACCAGCAUUAGAGAAAAUGAACAGAAUAAAAGUGAGCCCUCCAGAUGUGACUGUAAGUCGGGUUUCCAGACCAUCCGUGGUCUCAAGCCACAUAUAUACUCUCAGUAAUGACAGACAAGAGAAAGCACCUUCAGCUCCAGCAGGUCUAAGCCAGAUCUCAGGGGCGCCAUCUGUCAGGGAUGAAGCAGUCUUUGUCAAUGUAUCCAGAGCAGGUGCUGACAAAAAUGUGACUAAGUCAGCACUUACUGCCACAGAAGGGACCAGCUUAAGUAUUCCUAAGAGCAAACCUCUUUCCCCUCUCAUGUCUUCGCUGGCAGCGGUAACCUCAGAAACUCAGGCUGGUGUUAUGGUAGCAUCUACUAUCUCUACUCCACCCUGUAGCACUUUGUCAGUAGCCCCUAGCCUUAAAGUACAUAUAGCUCCCUUGAGCACAAGUGGGCCCCUCCUGAAGACAAGCUCCAGUAUUCCUGCUAACAAUCCCUUGGUCACCCAGCUGCUCCAAGGUAAAGAUGUCCCAAUGGAACUAAUCAUGCCUAAGCCUCUCACCAAAGUAGAAAUGAAAACUGUCCCACUAACUCCAAAUGAAUCAAAAGGGUCGGCAUUUUCCAGUGUCACAAGCACAGCUGGGAAUGGCUCUGGAGGGGAAAGUGGUGAGAGACAAUCAAAUUUAGCCAUGCAGCAACUUGGAAAGAUAUUUUUCCCAAGCAGGCAGUUGCCCCAUGUUCCAAGGACCUUUCCUCUCUUUUCCGGAAAGGACUCGAGGAGCACUAGUAUUGGCCAAUACCAGUGCCAAGAGGCACUCGACAAAGCCACUCAAGAGCAGAUCCUUCAGACUCUUAUCAAGCAGGUUCAGAGGCAGAAUCUGUUCUCAGUCCUGCAGCCUUCACAGCUCAGCCUCGUUCACUCAGGUUUCCAGUUAGACAACAGCUCCACCAGUCAGAGAUUCAUGCUGGGUUUCAUGGGCAGGAGGACAUCCAAGCCUGCCAUGUCUGGCCAUUACCUGCUGAAUAUUUCCACCUAUGGUCGCGGGUCAGAGAGUUUCAGGAGAGGUCUGUCCAUGAAUCCUGAGACCCGCUUGUGUCUGAAUGAUCCUUCUGAUGAUCCAAAAAUAGAAUUUGGGGAAUGUGAAGAAAUAGCUGGCAAUGGUAGCAGCAGUGAUGAAGGAGAUGCAGAUGAUGAGAGUUCUGGUGAUGAACAUGAACAUAUCAUUGUAAAAGAGGAAUCCCUGGUUUCCCAGGUCUCUGGCCAGCAUGAAAGAGAACAGGUAUCACACAGUGUAAACGCUUCUUCAGACUGCAAUGUGCCUGUUAGACAGAAUGUAAAGAAGGAGGCCGUCUUAUCUCAGCAAGCAGCAGACAGCCAGGAGAGUGUUCACCAGUUCCCAGGAGGCCAGGUGUUUGAUGGAACUGCAUUAGCAAGAGAUUUAAUUCAGGCAGCCCAGGAGCAAAUGGCACAUGCUAUGAGGGGAAAAAUGAUGCACAGCAAUCCUGAGGCUUACAGUGCUUCUGCACCAUCUUCAGACUCUGUGUUGCAGCAGCCUCCACUGCUUUCCCAUUCGCACCCUCCAAAGCUAUAUGGAAACACUGCAGCACAGCUCAUUGGUCCUAGUUAUAGUGGCACUAUAAAUGUCUCCACCUCUCCAGACGUGAACCAAGGGUCUCUCAUGACUGGGCUAUCCGAGUGCAAUCAGUUGGCCAGUAGCAUGGGGAACGUCAUGUCUUUCUCUGUGACUGUAACCACCAUUCCCGCCAGCCAGGCUAUGAACCCUGGCAACCACAAUCAGACCAUCCCAGUUCAAGCCUUUGGUGAUGACAACAACAUGGAGGAUUCGCCUUCUAAAUGCUACUGCAGGUUGAAAGCCAUGAUCAUGUGCAAGGGUUGUGGUGCCUUCUGCCAUGAUGACUGCAUUGGCCCCUCUAAGCUCUGUGUCUCCUGCCUUGUAGUACGGUAACUGAGACAUAUGGGAUGAGGAGAAGGAUGGCUUGGUUUUGUGCCUCCUUUUGAAAUUCUUUGCGGGAAGAAAGAGGAGUUUUACUGCCUUGCACAAGAGACACAUUACUGAAUCAGGAAUACAGAGUAGCGUUCUUCUUUCAUUGAAGAAAGAGCACCUUGUUGUAUAGUGAGUCCAAGCGAGCUCAACUAUGUGAAUUGUGACAAGAGUUUGCACUUAAGGAAUCAUGUAAAUAUGUCACAUUAUUUUGUUUAAAAAUUAUUUUUUCAAUCUUUUAGGAGACAAUGUUUGACUUGUCCUGCAGAUUCAUUAAUCACACCUCCUAUCAGUCUCUAUCCCAGGUUAGUCUAAGCUCUGCUCUAUAUUGAUGAGAGAACUUCCAGCCAAACUUUAGCCCCUUGGUCUUUCCAUGGCAAAAGAGAAGAACAGGAAAAAUUAAAAGAACUGGGAGAUUGAGAAGAUUGAAGCCUUUAUACUAUCUGGCACAGAACUUUGAGGUUUGGAGCAUCAGUUCAGGGUUGGCUCAGUCUUUUGUUAAUUCAGAUGUUUGGGAAGUGGGCGGCAUUAGUGUUAUAACAGCCUUUCAAAUGGUUGCCUAUCAGUUUCCCCCUGACUCUAGGUUUCUGGAAGCCAAAGUGGGUUGUGCAAUAGUGGCUGGGGUUUUUGGUUGCAUAUCAUUCCCUUUCCAACUCAUCAGUUACAAUAACAUUGUCCAUGGGAAGGCAACACCUUGGUUCUCAACUACUUCUGGGAGAUUGGAAAGGCAACUAUAGUAGUCAUAAUCUUCAAGAACUCAAGUAAUAAAAAGCAACUAGUGACUAUCAGCAACUCUAAGAGACCAUUUAAAGCAGAGAUCUCUAAUAUGAAUUGAACUACAUGUCAGAAA
Molecule: messenger RNA, 5488 nt
Organism: Mauremys mutica (yellowpond turtle)
Lineage: Eukaryota; Metazoa; Chordata; Testudines; Geoemydidae
Gene: ASXL2
Product: ASXL transcriptional regulator 2
Exons: 12
Coding region: 238-4602 (1454 amino acids)
Biological process (GO): animal organ morphogenesis; positive regulation of transcription by RNA polymerase II
Cellular component (GO): PR-DUB complex
Molecular function (GO): peroxisome proliferator activated receptor binding; DNA binding; chromatin binding
Source: RefSeq, a predicted model, not a curated record